UGUGCGUCAGUUACGGUUGCUAGGAGACCAAACUUUGUGGGCCUCAGGUAAGACGAUGACCGAGUCCGGAAGUGAAGAACCAGAGCCAGAAGCAAAUGAUAAGAUGGACGUGGGCGGCAGCGGAUCCCUGAAGGUGUUACUGAGCGAGGCGGCCGGACUGCUGCGGGAGCUCGGUUAUACAGGACCUUUAUGUAAUGAGGAGGCGCUGCUGUCUUCCUGUGAGUCCGGAGCGGAGUGCCAGCUGUUCACAUCACUCUGUGUGUGGCUGGUGUCAGAGCUGAAAUCUGUGUCCUCCUUGGUGGAAAACAUCAGCCCAACUGAAGGCCCUGCUGAUUCGGAGACCUUCCAGCUGGAGAUGAGCGGAGUUAUGAGCGAGCUUCACUGUCCCUAUAGAGUGCUGACCUCUGGAAAGGUCACAUCCAGGCUGCUCAAACCUGCAAACUGCCUGCAGCUCAUUGUAUUCCUGAGCACUGAGCUGGAGGCGGCUCGACUCCUGAAGAGAUCCAGUGUUUCCACUGCUGAACCUGUAAGACACAGUGACGAUAUUCUGGAUGAGUUACGGCUUGUAAGCAAAGCAUUGGAUUUACCUGAGAUUUCUCCAGACGUCCCAGUGACUGAGCUCAUGAGGGAGCUGGAGAAUAAGAUCUUAGAACUUUCUCGGACGGUUCCCAUAUCUUCCCCUCUCCUUCAAGUUGAGUUGCAGCCUGAACAAUGGGAGACCCUGCAGGAGUUGCAUUAUUCCAUGCUGAAGGAGUAUGAAUGUAGAAUGAGAAUGUUGGUGACUCGAUUUGAAGUAACAGUGCAGUCGUUCCACUGGUCGGAUAGAGCGCAGGUAAAGGAAAAACUCAUGAAUGAAGUCUACUGGCCUUUAAGAAAAUCACUUACUACUGAGUCCCGGAUCUCAAUCCCACAUUUAUUAGCUGCCCGGCAAGAUUACUCCCGAAUCCUACACACCUGCAAUGCCACUUUCUGCCUGAAAACCCGCACUGCUAUCCAGAAGGUGCUUAUGACUGGUACUGUGCCUGACCGAGGAGGGCGACCUAAUGAAAUUGAGCCUCCAAUGCCUAUGUGGGAAAAAAGGCGUGAAGGGGGAGGAGGUGGACAUCAACGAUGGGGCAAAAAAAAUAAGAGAAAAAGGAAUUGAGCACAAAUGGAAAUUUCAAUCUAUAUAGUCUACUUAGUGCCUGUUAAAGGAGUAGUCUAGCACAGACUACUCCUGUUCCAUAAUGCUUGGGCUGAAAAAAAAAUGGAAAUAAACUAUCA
Molecule: messenger RNA, 1263 nt
Organism: Hyla sarda
Lineage: Eukaryota; Metazoa; Chordata; Amphibia; Anura; Hylidae
Gene: TSLIG3C
Product: family with sequence similarity 98 member C
Exons: 8
Coding region: 56-1144 (362 amino acids)
Cellular component (GO): tRNA-splicing ligase complex
Source: RefSeq, a predicted model, not a curated record